Microthlaspi erraticum is the source of this 414-nucleotide messenger RNA. NCBI's taxonomy places the organism in Eukaryota, Viridiplantae, Streptophyta, Magnoliopsida, Brassicales, Brassicaceae. The record is from the annotation of a GenBank genome assembly.
AUGAUUGGUAAAUGUUUCAUACCGGCUGACUUUGUGGUGCUGGAACUAGACCAAGAACCAAGAGAUCCCCUGAUCUUAGGGCGACCUUUCUUAGCCACAGCCGGAGCUAUUAUUGAUGUAAAGGGAGGAAAGAUAGACCUACACUUAGGAGACUUGGUGAUGAAGUUUCAAAUUGACAAAACUUUGGAAAAGCCAACCAUCGACGGAUUCUCUUUCUUGGUGGACAAUUUAAGUGAGGUGUCUGAAGGAGUGUAUGAGGAGCUGAUAAUGGACGACCCCUUAGAAGUGGCACUAACCCGUGUGGAGAAAGAAGGAGGCUAUUUUAGUAGAGAAGCGCGAGACAUAGCCAAUCACUCGAUAACGCGGAGACGUACAAGAACUAGUAGCUUAUGUUGGUCUUGGAGGAAGAAGUAA